This is a messenger RNA of Engraulis encrasicolus (European anchovy), 4564 nucleotides long. RefSeq lists its product as uncharacterized. Lineage: Eukaryota; Metazoa; Chordata; Actinopteri; Clupeiformes; Engraulidae. The record is from RefSeq and is a predicted model, not a curated record. Bases 1 to 3351 code for a protein of 1116 amino acids. Gene Ontology annotation, biological process: protein ubiquitination. Gene Ontology annotation, cellular component: cytoplasm. Gene Ontology annotation, molecular function: protein binding; ubiquitin protein ligase activity; zinc ion binding. The transcript has 17 exons.
AUGGCAUCAAAGCUGGAAGAAGAGCUUACCUGUCCUGUGUGCUGUGACAUCUACAAGGAUCCUGUCAUACUGACGUGUGCUCACAGUGCGUGUAAGGCCUGUCUGCAGCAGUUCUGGGAGACGAAGGGAUCCACAGAAUGUCCCUACUGCAGGAGAAAAUGCUCAAAAGGCGACGUACCAAACAUGGCGUUAAGGAACCUGUGUGAGACCUUCCUACAGGAGAGGAGUCAGAGAGCUUCAGCAGGGUCUGAGGUGCUCUGCAGUCUGCACAGUGAGAAACUCAAGGCCUUCUGUCUAGAUGAUAAAGAAACUGUGUGCUGGGUUUGUCGAGACUCAAAGAAACAUAAAAAUCACAACUUUAGUCCCAUAGAUGAAGCAGCACUUGAACACAAGGGAGAGCUCAAGAUCAAAUUGCAGCCUUUACAAGGGGAACUGAAGAAAUUAGAAGAAGUUAAACUCCUCUGUGACCAAACUGCAGCUCACAUUAAGACCCAGGUCCAUACCACUGAGAAGCAGAUCAAGGAGGAGUUUGAGAAGCUUCACCAGUUUCUACGAGAUGAAGAGGCAGCCAGGAUAUCUGCACUGAAGGAGGAAGAGGAGCAGAAGAGUCAGAUGAUGAAGACGAAGAUAGAUAAGAUGAGCAGAGAGAUCUCAUCUCUUUCAGAAUCAAUCAGAGCCAUAGAAGAGGAGAUGGAAGCUGAUGAUGUCACAUUCCUGCAGGCUCUGAUCAAUGUGGCAAAGCACUUGGGCAACUUGAAGUUCAGAGUCUGGGAGAAAAUGCAGGAGAUUGUUCAAUUCACUCCUGUUACUCUGGACCCCAACACUGCACACCCAAAACUGAUCCUGUCUGAGGAUCUGACCAGUGUGAGGGUUGGUGAUGAGGAACAGCAGCUGCCUGAUAAUCCAGAGAGAUUUGAUAAGUAUUCCUGUGUCCUGGGCUCUGAGGGCUUUAACUCAGGGACACACUGCUGGGAUGUGGAGGUUGGGGACAACACAUGGUGGCUUGUGGGUGUGAUGGCAGAGUCUCUCCAGAGGAAGGGAGACUUCACAUCCUUGAGUGGGCGGUGGUGUGUGUAUUAUUAUGAUGGUAAAUAUAGAGCGCAUGCCCCACCACAGCCCCCCACUCUCCUCACAGUGAAGCAGAAACCCCAGAGGAUCAGAGUGCAGCUGGACUGGGACAGAGGAAAGCUGUCAUUCUCUGACCCCGAUAAUAACACACAUUUACACACCUUCACCCACACUUUCACUGAGAGAAUGUUUCCAUAUUUUAAUAUUGCGUGUGACGCCUGUCCUCUGAGGAUGCUACCAGUGAAGACCUCUAUAAUAGUAGAGCACCCUCUUGUCUCCCAGGUAGGGGAGUCUCCACAUCCCUCCAGCCCUCUUGUCUCCCAGCCAGGAGGUGCGGCGCAACUGGGACCCAGCAAACUUCUGAAUGUUGCACCAUGCUCCAUCUACCCCGACGACCAGGCGUGCAGUGGCGAGGGAGAGCAGCAAGGGGGUAACAGCUCUGCAAUUAGGCUCAAUGCGCAGAAUCUCACCCUGGAGUUCUUGGAUAGCUCGCUCGGCAACAGGGUUUUUGUUGAUAUUCUUGACCCUUCCCACUUCGAUGGACACCCUGUGCUUAGACAGGGUCUCGUCCCCAGCCAGUGCGGCGAAGCCUGGCGCUGGGUCAGUUCUGACCACUGCUGGAGGACCGUCGAGAGGACAGAGCCCCACACACAAGCGGAGCAGGGCUUCCCUGAGAGUCUCGCGGCGCUCGUCUUCAAUGAGGGCGGCCAUGCUGACCUGGCCAACAACAGCCUCGGCAGUGGAACGGACAAAGGUGCAGACUUGGCACACCGGGCUGGUGCACUCUGGUGCAUUGCGGCUGGCAAAGUCAGAUGGCAGAAUGGCUGCACCUGCCACAUGACGUAUCUGGACCUGGAAGCGGCUGGCCGUGGAAAGGAACGUGGUGACCCACGCACAAGGCUGGAGUGCGUAGCGGAGCGGUGGAGAGGUGUGUUGGCUGACAAGGGCAUGUGGGGUGGUGUGACCGUCGCAUCACUAGAAGAGGGCACAUACGUGGGACGGGGACGAGCCAUCUGCCUGGUGCGCAGACUGUGUACUGCUUGUAACUGUAAUGCCCAGUCUCGUAGCACAGGAGGCCCUCAUCAUGUUGCCAGUGGCUCCACUGUCAAUGAGAAACUCCUCCUUUUGGGGCGCUCGGACACAGCAGCUUGCAUUGCCCUAGCAUCCUCAGAGGCCGGCACCUCCUCCAGCAAUAACUCCAGGGCUUGUGAAAUUUCCGGCUUUAUGGAGUCUACUGUGCGCGACCUCAAUUCAGUGCCAUACCGCUGUUUUACCAGCCUAGGCAAGUCAGUGUGUAUCAAACGCAGCCAUCAGUUCUGGGAGGGGAAGGGAUUCAGAGAAUGUCCCUACUGCAGGAGGAAAUGCUCAACAAACUUUGAUGUCCCAAACAUUGCAUUAAGGAACCUAUGUGAGACCUUCCUGGAGAGGAGUCAGAGAGCUUCAGAAGGGUCUGAGGUGCUCUGCCUUCAGCAUAGUGAGAAACUUAAGCUCUUCUGUCUGGACGAUCAAGAAGCAGUGUGUUUGGUUUGCAGAGACUCAAAGAAACAUAAAAAUCACAACUUUAGGCCCAUAGAUGAAGCAGCAGUUGAACGCAAGAACUACAAGAGCACAGUGAAAAGAGCCCAGUGCACACUGCAGAAUCCAGAGAAGCUUUCAGGAGCUCUGAUCAAUGUGGCAAAGCACUUGGGCAACUUGAAGUUCAGAGUCUGGGAGAAAAUGCAGGACAUAGUUCAAUUCACUCCUGUUACUCUGGACCCCAACACUGCAUACCCAAAACUGAUCCUGUCUGAGGAUCUGACCAGUGUGAGGCGUGUUGAUAAGAAACAGCAGCUGCCUGAUAACCCAGAGAGAUUUGAUUGGGUUCGCUCUGUCCUAGGCUCUGAGGGCUUUAACUCAGGGACACACUGCUGGAAUGUGGAGGUUGGGGACAACACAUGGUGGAAUGUGGGUGUGAUGGCAGAGUCUCUCCAGAGGAAGGGAGACUUCAGAUCCUUGAGUGGGCGGUGGUGUGUGGGUUAUUAUGAUGGUAAAUAUAGAGCAGAUGCCCCACCACAGCCCCCCACUCUCCUCACAGUGAAGAAGAAACUCCAGAGGAUCAGAGUGCAGCUGGACUGGGACAGAGGAAAGCUGUCAUUCUCUGACCCCGAUAAUAACACACAUUUACACACCUUCACACACACUUUCACUGAGAGAGUGUUUCCAUAUUUUGUUACUGGUUGUAAUGCCUGUUCUCUGAGGAUGCUACCAGUGAAGACCUCGAUAAGAGUAGAGCAGCACAGAUAGAGCAGUGUGUGUGUGUGUGUGUGUGUGUGUGUGUGUGCGUUUGUGUGUACUAAUAAAUCAUCACAUAAUCACUAAUACAUUAUUUGGUGUAAGACUAGUGUUGAUAUGCUCAUGCUGUAUUCUGUUAUAAUCCUUUAUAGGCUAGUUGAGGUUUGUUUUCCUCCAGCCCUGGUCUCCCAGGGCAUGUUUGGUAAUGUGAGAUGUACAUCAGUAGGGAUUCUACUGUGAGCCUUCAGCCUUAUAGGGAUCAGAAUGCCAUGGGUUAGCAAGUGCAUUCUGGUCAGUUGAAGCAAAGUUGCCAAAAAAAUAUAUGAGUGAGAGUCGGAGGGGAGAUAACAGCUGUUUUCUGAUCCUGUUUACAUGUAACAUCAACAUCUUCAUCUUCAUAUUCUUUCCCAUUUUGGGUCAAAGGGACCAACUGGAAGGGGCAGAGACUUUGGUCCCGAGGUCAUUUCCCAAUCCUUCCCCAACAUUCUCUCCACACUCCGUUCCGGACUUUCUUUCUCUGUCCUAUCUCAAAUUUAGGCACCAAGACCUAAAGGAAGACUUUGAGGGAGGCCAUCAGUACCAUUUAUUAAAGAUGUUGCAAAAUAUGCUUUGAGUGACACAAUACAAAUCACGCCAUGCUCCCUCCAUUACACCCAUUGACCCUAUGGAUGGAUGCAAGUCAUAGUGGGCAGCCAUGGUCUGAUUGGUUAGGGACUCAGUCUUGGAAUCAGAAGGUUGCAGGUUCUAAUCCCAUACAAUCCAUGGCUGAAGUGCCGUUGAGCAGGACACCUAUAGCCCCACAUAGUGGCUUCAGGGACUGUGUGCAAUCAAUGCCAUGUAAUACUGUAACUGUAAGUUGCUUUGGAAAAUUGUCAGUUAAGUGUAAUGUACUGUAAUGUAAUGUCAAAGUCUACUUCAUCCUAUAUUUUCCUGGUCUUUUAUAGGCCCCUGUCUUUUUGAUGCGAUGCGAGGCUGAACGUCUACCUAUUAUUUUCUAAAAUGCUAAAAUGGGCAAAACAAUUCUUAAAAAGUGUCAUAUCUAUAAGGAGGGAAUGGCUUUAGGAUGUAUGUGUGUUCUCUGUGUGCACGUGCGUGUGCAUGCAUACUGUGCGUGCUUGCAAUUGAUGAACCAAAUGCUUGUGUUUCCACACACUGUAUUACAGAGUUAGCAAUGGAAUGAAUGUCUAUUCAUGUUUUAUACAGUGAGACCAAAGACAAAUUAUAU